Messenger RNA from Closterium sp. Yama58-4, 2274 nucleotides. The record is from the annotation of a GenBank genome assembly. Lineage: Eukaryota; Viridiplantae; Streptophyta; Zygnematophyceae; Desmidiales; Closteriaceae.
AUGCACACAGCAGCUGUGCUGCGGGAAAGGGGCGGCGAUAGGAUGGGGGAUGGAGCGAGGGCUGGGGAGGAGGAGGCAUUGCCUGCAGAGGCGAUGGCUCGACAACAGUUGAGGGAGGCACUUGGCAUGGUGGGGAGCGGUGGGGAUGGGUACGGGGAUGGGGAGGGGGGGAGGGAAGGGGGUGAUGGGGGAGAGUUAACCGCGGCGGAGAUGGCGAGGCGGCGGUUGCAGGAAGCACUGGGGGUGGUGGGGAGUGGGGAUGUGGAUGGGGAGGGGAAUGGAAAUGGUGGGGGGAAUGAAGGGAGAGAGCUGACUGCAGCAGAGAUGGCGAGGCGGCGGCUACUGGAAGCGCUGGGGGGAGACGAGGAGGACGAGGAUGACUGGCUGGGGGAUGACAUGGGGUUGGGUGCGGCUGUGGUGGCUGCUCGACGCAUCUCCAUGAACAGCUGGUCUUCCAGCGCUACGCCCUCCCGCACGAGCAUGCAGCUCAACGGAUUUCUCUGCCAGGAGAUGGCGGAGCUGGCACAGCGGCUACCCCCCUCCCCUCCCCGCUGCCUGCUCUUCUCCCCUGCUGACCUGGAAACUAUCACCGACGGAUUCUCCCAGGAGAAUCUUCUCGGAAGUGGGGCGUACGGCCCCGUGUAUCGCGGGUGGCUGGAUCCGGCCAAUUACGGUGCGCCAGCUGGCGGCGGAGGAGAGUCGUCUGAAGGCGCACAGCAUGGUAACCAGAGCAGUAACCGGAGUGGUAACCAGAGCAGUAACCAGACUUUUAACCACACUGGUAACCGGAGUGGUAACGAAAGCACCAACGGCCUCGAAGUAGCUGUGAAGGUGCACAGGUCAGGCAGCAAGCAGGAGGCAAUAGAGGCGUUUGUGAGAGAGGUGGAUAUUCUGCUGCGCGUGCAGCACACCCACAUCGUGUGCCUGGUGGGGCGGUCAGAGGUGGCCUCGGCGCUGCUCUGCCUGCACCAGUCCCACCCGCCCAUCCUCCACCGAGACUUAAAGCCCGACAACAUUCUCCUCGACCAAUCACGCACCAGCAAGGUCGCUGACGUGGGCCUCUCCUGCGUCGUCCCGUCCUCCAACGUCGUGUUUACCCGGAAAGUUCGUGGGACAAUCGGGUUUAUAGACCCCGAAGCGGUGGAAUCCGGGGAGUUGACGACCAAGUCGGAUGUGUAUGCGUACGGGGUGGUGCUGAUGCUGCUGUUGACGCGCUUCCCUGCUGCCAGGGACCUGCACAGAUAUCUUAGCUCGCUCCCGUUUGAUGUUCUGAGGAGUCCGCCCGCGUCAAAACUCUUCCAACACAACCAGAACACUCCCAGUUACUCUUCAACCACAGCGAUGGCAGUCACCAGGCUUUUCCUCGCGUGCAUCCUCCUCCUCGCAGCCACUUCCGCCUCCGCGCAGCGUGGUCCGCCUGGCGGAAGCCGUCCCGGCGGACAGGGGCCGGGGGGGGCGCGCGGAGGCCCCGAUGGCCCCGGCGGCGCACCCGGCGGACCUGGUGGGCCCGCAGGCGCGCCCGGCGGGGAGCCGCGCGGCCCUCCGCUGAAUCUGACGGUUGUCGGGAAUCUGACGGCCGACGUUGGCGCGCGACUGGCCAACUGCUCCGCGGAUCAGGAAAUCCUUGACGGCCGCUUUCACCUCGCCAUUUUCAAAAACGCCACCGGGAACUACAACCUCGUCGUAGACGCUCUCCUAGUCGGCGCCGCCGGCGGUCCGCCCGACUCGCUCGCGAUCGUGCAGGGCGCCGUCUGCGACUCCUCCGCUUCCGCCGCCCUGGCGCUGCCCGUCUCCGCGUCCGACUGGCAGCAGCGCGCGGGGUGGUGGCUGCUGCACGCGGAAGCGCGCCUCGACGCGUUCCUCGAGAACGCGGACGCCGCCACCGUCGAGGCGCUCCUCGCCGUCGUCCCGAACGCGACGCUUCCGCAAGGCGGCGGCCGCGGCGGCCGCGGCGGCGGCGGAAGCGGCGCGGGGGGCGCGGGGAAAGGGCAGGGCAGCAGGCGCAUGGGGCUGGGGGUGGGCAGGCUGCUGCUGCGCACGCUGGCCCCCGCCAAGCAGGGGGGGAAGCAGCAGGGGGGACAGCCGCAGGGGGGCCAGCAGCAGCCGCCGUCUGCAGGCGCAAUUUCAGGUGGUUUUCCGGGUGUUGGGGCGAGCGGCGGAAUGAACAGCACAGUGACCGGAUACGCCGUGCUGGCUGGAAGCAGCGCGUCGGGAGUGACCUGGGGUGGGCAGCUGAUGGGGGUGAAAUUUCCCGUUGCUCCUUCCACCGCUUGA